Cherax quadricarinatus is the source of this 5972-nucleotide messenger RNA. Lineage: Eukaryota; Metazoa; Arthropoda; Malacostraca; Decapoda; Parastacidae. The record is from RefSeq and is a predicted model, not a curated record.
UGUGAGAAAAAACAGAGAGCAGAAGAACAACGAUCAAGACGAAAACACGGCCGUUCCCAGAGCCGUCCUCCACACACUCAACACACAGUAAAGUCAGUGAGUCAACUGAAGAUGGUGGAACAACCAAACUUAAAGAUUGAGGAGGCGCACGGUACCACUGUGGAAUAUAGGUCGCACGAUGACGACGAAGACAAAUACAUUGAGGAAGAUGAGAGCGAAGAGGAUGUUGACGGUCCAGAAGAGGAUGUUGACGGUCCAGAAGAGGAUGUUGACGGUCCAGAAGAGGAUGUUGGCUGUCCAGAAGAGGAACAACUUAACAGCAAUGAUGACUUAACGGACGACGAGACGGAUUCAUUCAAUACUGACAAUGUUGUUGUUUGUCAAUACGUCAAGAUCACUCGUGUGAGGAACACAUUUAAGUUAUCACUGAAGGAUGGUUUAAUGACCCGCAAGGGCAAGGAAUAUUUUUUCAGGAAGGCGACUGGUGAAGGCGAGUGGUAGUACUGCCACGACGGCCACCUGUCGAGGCAUUGCCACGACGACCACCUGUCGAGCCACUGCCACGACGUCAUCUGUCGAGCCAUUGCCACGACGACCACCUGCCGAACCAAUACCUGGAGGACAAAUUCUAAACCACCACUAAUAAUAUAUACGAGUGUCAUACACAAUAGUGUGGUCGUGUGUCCGCCACCUGAUUGUUGCACUCACCAUUGAAGGAAAACUUGUUCUAGACAAACUCUACUGAAACAUAAUUGUUUUUAUUUAUCCCCUGUGUAAAUUCACUCAAAUAUUUGUGCUUGCAUAUAAUUUUGAGAGAUAUCCAUCUGAAUUUGAAAGUGAUAUAUAUUUGAUUUUGAGAGGUAUCCCUUUGAUUUUGAAAGAGUGGUAUUCACUUAUUUUUGGUAUCUCUCAAAAUAAAAGGAGAUAUGGUGUUAGAGGAAGACAUUUAUAAAGUUGUAAUGAACACAUAUUUUAUUCCCUUGUUUACAAUAAUAAUGUUGUAGGUAGUGUUAACUGCUCACUCACUACUGCUACAGCAAGAACUACAUCAGUGGGUUAAUUUAACUUGUAUUUCUUAUUUGGUUAUCACUGUGACCCUUAUGAUUUUUAAUAUUUUUUUAGGAACUGUGGUUAAUCAUGUGAAUUUGGGUAAAAAACAUCCAAUCUGGUUGCACUGCUUCAGUUCUUGCCAGUUUUAAGGUACAAAAACAAUGGGGCAACCCCACACAUGUUUCGUGUAACUGUUGUUUGAUUAUUGUCUUGGUUUUCCCUUUCACUGCUAGUACAAGUAUCUGAAUUACAAGAGAGCCAUGUAGAAUGGUAUACAGUAAGCAUUUAUAAUAAAUACCAUUUUCCUUUACUUUUGAAGUCACUAAACACCUAUUGUGACCCAGUUAGAGAAUUUCUCACCUUUAUUAUUUGGACUCUAUUCAUUACAUUUGCUAAGGUGUUUGAUAUUGAAAGUUCUACCUAGUACAUGUUCUAUCAUUGAGAGGUUAUCCUAGUACAUGUUCUAUCAUUGAGAGGUUAUACUAGUACAUGCUCUAUUAUUGAGAGGUUAUCCUAGUACAUGGUCUAUUAUUGAGAGGUUAUUCUAGUACAUGCUCUAUCGUUCCUCCAUGGAAGGGCGAAACGUUUUUCCAUGGAGGGGCGAAACGUUCCUCCAUGGAAGGCCGAAACGUUUCUGCAUGGAGGGGCGAAACGUUCCUGAGAGGUUAUUGAGAGGUUAUCCUAGUACAUGGUGUAUCAUUGAGAGGUUAUCCUAGUACAUGCUUUCUCAUUGAGAGAUUAUCCUAGUACAUGGUCUAUUGUUGAGAGGUUAUCCUAGUGCAUGCUCUAUUGAGAGGUUAUCCUAGUACAUGCUCUAUUAUUAAGAGGUUAUUCACAAGGUGUUUGAAGGCAGACAAGGCACACAGUUGUUGACAUAGAUACCUCCAAACCUAGAGAUAUCUGCACUUGUUGUGUAAGCUUGCUGCUGUGGAUGAAAAUAAAUAACACUAUUGGAAAAAUGCUUGUAAAUACAUUCAAAGCAAAAUUGACAUUUAAAAUAUUAUUCCAUUCAAAAUAUGUUACCUGGAUCUCUCCUGCCCCAAUUUUUUUUUCUGGACAUAUAUGAAUAUUAAUCAGGUUAGAACAAUACUGUAUUUUAAAAAUAUGGCUUCUAAAUCUAAGCUUGGACAAAAUUUAAUAAUAACCACAAAUUGUUUUCUUUGCAUGUGCAGUCAUGGCUGUGUAGAACAUAGCUAAUUACAUUUUGUUCAUAAAAAAAAGUAAAUUCAACAGUAAUGCACUACAAGUCCCCCCCCCCCACACACAGUUUUAAGGAAAUUGGCUGACAUGCCAUGUUUCAUCUGUACCAAUAAUUUCAUACGUAGUAUACAUUUCGCAUAUUUGAUUAAUAAACUUCAAAAUUUUAAUAAAAGUUCUUGUGGAAUUAAGUAUUAAUAAAGUGACUGAGCAGUGGGACUGAGAUGUAUCUAUUUCAUAGUGAAGAAGCCUUAUAGUACUGUUAUAUAUAUUAUUGUAAGGGAGAGUUGGUGUUGAAGACAAAGAAGAAAGAGGUAAACUAAGACCUACACUUUAUUUCCCUUACACCAGGAAAAUUAAUGUUAAUAUUGUUGAUCUGGGAAACCAGAGCUACUCUCAACUUCCCUGGAUCAAUCCAGGUAAGUUGAGAGUAGCUCUGGUUUCCCAGAUCAACAAUAUUAACAUCAAUUUUCCUGACUCCUAUGGGUUAACUUUCACCAUGAAUAUAAUAAAUAUUUUCCUCAGAUAAAGUCAACUUAUACAACAACAACUUUUACUGUAUGAUCCAAGGAAGAAGAGGGUAGCUCCAAUUCCUUGGAUUGACUAUAUUACUUUACAGACUGAAAUUAAAAGAUCUCACUGUCCACAUUUAAAAUAAAUAACUUCUGCCUCGGUGGGAGACGGCCGACUUGUUGAAAAAAAAAAAAACUUCUGAAAUGGUAAAGAAUCUUUUUCUGAAGAUAAUGACAAAAAACGAAAUUUAAUUGAGACCUUAUAGAAUUAUGGAGGCACAAAAUUAGCGGUCUGGGCGUUACUUACGCAUUGGCGAAUUCGCCGACUUUGAGCUUUAUUUUAAACCAAUUCUACCAAAUUUUUAGAUGUUUCGCUAGACUGCUUUUUGUCCUAUCGAUUGAGGACAAGAAACUGCCCAUUCAGCUAUCAAAACUACCCUAUAAAUUGAACAGAAUCAGUAAUUUUAGGAGUUUUAUGUAAAAAAAAAAAAAAAAAAAAAAAAGUCCAAAAUAAACACUAGACAUUCCAGGCACAAACAUUUCCUCUGUUCACUAGUCAUAUCCUCAGACCUCUCCUACAUUUGCUCUGUUCAUUAAUCAUAUCUACGUUACACCUCCCUUCCAUAAACAUUUGCUUUGUUCAGUAAUCAUAUCCUACGUUACACUUGCUUUCCAUAAACAUUUGCUCUGUUCAUUAAUCAUAUCUCCUAUGUUACACUUGCCUUCCAUUAUGAAUUCGUUGCACAAAAUAUUGAAGAUUUACUUUAGUUCAUCAUCUGGCUAAGUCAUGCAUCAGGAAACGUCCUGCUUCCAGACAAACCUUACCUAACCUAACUUUCUUGGAUAAUAAAAUUCUAUAACCAGCAAUGAUUCGCCAUGGUUUAUGGCAUCCCAAUAAUUGAAUCAGGCUGAUUAAAAACCCGCAAAAUAGACCAGAGGGGUAUAGGGAAGCCUUACCCAUCCUCAGGAACAUCUGUAAAGCUCAAAUAUUUCUGCUACCUUGACUGAUUUCAAGCCAUGUACUUCCAGUCCUGGAGCCAACUAGAAUUAUCUCUAUUUAAAUAGUACAGCUGUUUCUUGGCAUUAAGUGAUACCAAGAAACAGCCAGUUAAACCAUCCUAGAAAACACCUCGAAGUUGCUGUUUAAACCAAACACAAGAUCCGAGUUUUGCUUUUCCCAUCAUGCAGAGCGUGAGGCAGGAUUAUGUUUUAUACUAUUUACUGCUCAUACCUUAUUUGAGUGAGCUGAGCUCAUGACACAGAUCAAAGUGAGUGAGCCUGUUAAAAGCCCUCCAUCAGUACUUCGCCAGGAUUCUAGGGUACAGUACUGUGUGUAAAUACCAGGUGGGAAACAGCCUGAUUAGCUCCCAUUUUUCAGAUGAUAUAUCACAGCUGAAAUAGAUGUAAACCAGAACCUCUAUGGUCCUUGUGCAGCAGUGUUUCCGGACAGCGUCGUACAAGGGCAUUUACUAACUUCGGCUAGUAUUUUUACUGCUGAAUUAUAUGCCAUCCUUACAGCACUUAUCCGUAUUGCAUCUAUGCCUGUGUCAUCAUUUGUGGUUGUCUCAGACUCCCUUAGUGCUUUACAGGCUAUACAAAAAUUUGAUACACCUCACCCCUUAGUCCUCCGUAUCCAACUUUGGCUACGCCGCAUCUUUACCAAGCAUAAAGAUAUUGUUUUUUGUUGGGUCCCGGGUCAUGUUGACGUACAGGGCAAUGAACAGGCAGACACUGCUGCGCGGUCAGCAGUACAUGACCUACCAGUUUCUUAUAGAGGUAUUCCAUUUACGGACUAUUUUGCUGCAAUAUCUUCCCACCUUCACACCCGUUGGCAACAACGUUGGUCUACUAUGCUCGGCAACAAACUUCAGUCUAUUAAACCGAGUAUAGGUUACUGGCCGUCUUCUUAUCACCAGUGUCGAGGUUGGGAGACUACUCUCUCCCCUCUUCGCAUUGGCCAUACUCGUCUUACUCAUGGAUAUCUCAUGGAGAGGCGUCUUGCUCCUCUCUGUGAGAAUUACCAAGCUCCAUUAUCAGUCAGCCACAUUCUGUUGGACUGCCCACUUUAUCAACGAGCACGCAGAAUUUACCUCUGUCGUCGUCUUCGCUCCGCUGCUCUCUCUUUACCUUCCCUUCUCGCUGAUGGACCCACCUUUCAUCCGGACUCUCUCAUUGACUUUUUGACAACGACUGACUUACUUCACAAAUUCUGAUCCCUUCAGCCCUUUCUACUUCAAUCUCUUGCUACCUUCUACCCCCGUACUAUCCCCUGCCCCGCUGUUUUCUGUAACCUGCUGAUCAUCCCCCCUCCCUUCUGCCAUCCAAUUCCCUUGCUUCCUUCCCUACCCUGCAGCGCUGUAUAGCCCUUGUGGCUUAGCGCUUCUUUUUGAUUAUAAUAAUAAUAUGGUCCUUGUCACAAAGUCAUUCAUCAUCCCCCCCCAAGGGAGGCUCCUUGACGCUGGUAAGGGGCUCUUGAUCUAGGGAAUUAGAUCUGUGCUCCGGUUCCCUGAAAUGAGCCUGAAUACCUUCCAUCUCUUCCCCAGCUCAGUAUGAUCCUAUGGAUUUACCGCUCCCCCAUGAUUAUAAUAAUGAUUCAUCAUACCCGUGGCCUGGUGGCUAAAGCUCUCGCUUUAUAGUUUAUGUAUAUAAUUUUACUCACAUGUACAGUGUUAUGCAGGGUUCUCCAUGACAUCGUAUGUACAUAUUAGUGGGGAAGUGUGCCAUAAUAAUAUGAAUAUUGUAGUUGUAAGGAAUAAUUUUAUAAUUCAUAAUGUGCUUUUGGAGGUACUGUAAAGUACUCUAACUAUAAUUAUAAAGAAUGGAGUUAGUGAUUUAUUUUCCAAGGAUGUUUGGGUACGCAGAGUAAGCGUGGGGGAGGAGGUCACGUGACGUUAGGAUGGCGGUAGAAGCUGGCGUCGGAGAUGCUGUAUAUUUUAAGUUAAGUUUGCAAUAAUACACUCAUUUUGUUUAUCCAAUUCAAGCCAUAGGCUUUCAUAUGGCUUACCUGUAUGUUAACCCAGGCACUGACAUGGUCAGGGUGCUGUGGGAUGAGUGAUGAAGUAAGAAAUGAGGUUUGUGGUGUCAUGACGGCCUGACGCUGACGAAGCCUAGUGUAAUGGUGGCUGAACCUCCAGCCAGCUGUGUGUACCUUCAUUUGGGCGUGUAGAAUUAAGGUUUUUAUGUUAUGGUGAUUAAAUAGAUAUAUUUUCCUAA